Messenger RNA from Rhagoletis zephyria (snowberry fruit fly), 1432 nucleotides. RefSeq names its product platelet-activating factor acetylhydrolase 2, cytoplasmic-like. Gene Ontology annotation, molecular function: 1-alkyl-2-acetylglycerophosphocholine esterase activity. Lineage: Eukaryota; Metazoa; Arthropoda; Insecta; Diptera; Tephritidae. The record is from RefSeq and is a predicted model, not a curated record.
AUGCCGCGACCUGCUAAGCUUCGCGAGGCCAAGAUUGACAAGUCGGCGAAUCGCUACCACAUCCCUCUGCCCACUGGACCGCUGCGAUUCGUCGGCGUGCGCGACUUUCUGGUGGGCUACACUCGCAAGGGAGGCGUCCUGGUGCGGCUCUUCUACCCCGCCAAGGUGGACGAGAGCAAGGCGGGCAAUCCGCUGCUGUGGCCCAACUGGCUGCCGCAUGAGAACUACAAGACGGGCUACGCGGACGCGGCCGGCAUCACCACCGCCUGCAUGAUGCGCUUCAUUGAGCGCAUCAACGCCAAGAAGAACGUCUUUGUGCCGGUGACGCCGCACGCCAGGCCGAUGCCACUCGGGCAGAGGGUGCGCGUCGAGAAGAGUGACCAGGGGAACUCCGCUGGAGGGGAACCGGCAGAGUACGUCACGAAGAAGUACCCCGUGGUGGUCUUUUCACAUGGCCUCGGCGCCUGCCGAACCACCUACUCGACGCUGGCCGUUGAGCUGGCCAGUCGAGGCUUUGUGGUGGCAGUGGUUGAACACCGCGAAAACUCUGCGUGCCUUGCCUUCUUUGCCCGCCGGGCUGCCUACUCUCUGCGUGAUUCAAAUCCCAACUUUUUCCCCGACUACCCGGACCACUGUGAUAACGCCAAGGGCGACGACAUAAAAAAGGUGGGCACUGAAGACAGCAGUGGCGUCGAUCAGGUGGACGCCGACGACGAGGUGGACUUUGGCGUAGACGAGAUUGACGACCCCAACUACGUGCCCCCGAAGGCACUCUCUCCCAUCAGCGGUUUCAUGCACCUGGAGAUGGCCUGGGUCCGCCACCGCUUUGUGCCCACCACCAAUCACAAGCCCGAGGUGUACCGCUUUCGCAACCGCCAAAUUCAGCACCGCGUGCGAGAGUGCUCGCGAGCCCUGGACCUGCUGGAGGCGCUCAAUGCCGGCUUUGAGCUGCAGAACCUCCUAGACCCGGGCUUUCAGCAGGACCAAUUCGAGGGCCUGCUCGACCUGGACUCUGCCGUUAUCAUGGGCCACUCGAUGGGCGGCGCCACGGCGCUGAUGACCGCCGCCGCCGAGCUGCGCUUCAAGGUGGCCGUCGCCCUGGACCCCUGGGCAUUCCCCAUCAAGGACGAGGCGCUCGAUCUCAUUCCGCAGCCAGUGCUGAUGAUCAACACGGAGGACAUGACGGGUGACGAGGCGAACACCGCCAAGCUGCAGGAGAUGAUGGCCGUCAUUGAGGGCGACGAUGAGGACCGCAGACAGGCGCUUACCAUCAACGGCGCCCGCCACUUUCAGCAGUGCGACAUUCCCUUUGUCAUGGGAAAGCUGGCGCUCUUUCUCAGUGGAAACUCCAUGGGACGGACUGGCAUUAGUACCUACAGUGUUCAUGAUAUAACUGCCGCCAUGUCGAUUCAGUUUAUUAACAAGUAUUUAG